Paramuricea clavata is the source of this 786-nucleotide messenger RNA. NCBI's taxonomy places the organism in Eukaryota, Metazoa, Cnidaria, Anthozoa, Malacalcyonacea, Plexauridae. The record is from the annotation of a GenBank genome assembly.
AUGAGCAAACUUGUUGAGAAUGCUUGCAAGGAAGUAAAAUCAGGAUAUAAAGAUUUAAUUAAUCAAGUUAGGCACAUUGGAAAUAAAUUUCUCAGUGCAGUAGAAAUAAGUGCUCAAGAAGCAGUGUAUUUGACACUUCAACUGCCACUACAACGUUCGUCAAGACAAGUUCAAUUUAUCAACACUACAAUUCCUAAUGAAAGAACCUUUUUGCUUAAACCAAUGGACAAACUGCAAGAAUUGCCUGGCAACUCUGAGGAUAACAUCAUCAAAAGGUAUCAUGGGAGACGACCAUGUCAAUUAAACAACACAUGCUUAGCAGAUUUUGUUGCUUGGUAUAACUGUAUUAGAGAAAAUUGAAAUGCUAAGAAAGCACCUCUAAGUUUGGAUGAUUUCCUGCCAGAAAACGAUUUUGAAGAUAAUCUAGAUGACGAUCAAAAUGACGCUAUGUCCGAUAAGGAUAUCAAUUUCAUUCAAGAUGAAUAUCAACUAAAAGGUAGUUAUAAACUUGUUAAAAGAUCUGUGUCAAAGGUUAUUCGUUCAGUAAGAUACAACAAAAACAAAAGUCCUGAGAGUUAUUACAGAGAACAACUUAUGCUAUAUAUGCCAUGGAGAAAUGAAGACGAAAACCUCAUAUGUGCUUGCCAAACAUUUGAAGAAAAAUAUGAGCAGUUAAAAGACAUAAUAUUGAAAAACAGAAGUCACUGCGAGGUUUACUCAGAUGUUCUUGAGAAGGCUGUUGAAGAUCUUGACAACUUUCUGAAUGUAAUGAUUAUGGUAAUAUAG